This is a messenger RNA of Ictalurus furcatus (blue catfish), 1148 nucleotides long. It is a transcript of the gene clrn1, whose product is annotated as clarin 1. The transcript has 3 exons. The coding region runs from base 335 to 1036 and encodes 233 amino acids. Gene Ontology annotation, biological process: equilibrioception; sensory perception of sound. The record is from RefSeq and is a predicted model, not a curated record. Lineage: Eukaryota; Metazoa; Chordata; Actinopteri; Siluriformes; Ictaluridae.
ACCUGGAGACACGGAGAAACCGAUCACCGUACAGUAACAGUAACUCAACCCCAAGCCGACAUUUUACACACCGCGCUGUGUGUGUGUCCAAACAGUUAUCCAGAGGAAACAUGUAGCCAGAUAUUUAUUAUUUUAAUAUAUGGAAGUUGUUGUUUGUAUUGCUUACUUUAAUGCGCAGGACUCCAGGCUGCCGUGUGUGUGUGUAUGUGUGUGUGCGCGCGCGCGUGUAGUGUGCGUGCAGUGUGCGUGCAGUGUGUGUAGUGUGUUUAGUGUGCGUGCAGUGUGUGUAGUGUGCGUGCAGUGUGUGCGUGUAGUGUAGUGUGUUUUUCCGCGCAUGAUACCUAGUAUGCAGAAGAAAGUGUUGUUCUCUCUGGCCGGUGUGCUGAGUUUCGCCUGUGUGCUGAUGGUAGUUGCUGCUAUGGGAGGCAGGAACUGGGUACAGGCGACUGUGCUGUGUAAAACAGGCACUCAGCUGGUUAAUGCGACUGGAUCUGAGCUGGACAAAUUCAUCGGGAACUUAAACUACGGCCUCUUUCAUGGACAAGGACUGAAACAGUGUGGACUGGGGGGAAGACCUUUCUCCUUCUCUUUUUUUCCUGACCUGGUGGAUGUGAUCCCAGCUAGUCUGCAUGUAAGCAUCAUCAUCUUCUGUGCAGUGCUCAUCCUCUUCUCAUCUGUGUGCUCUGCUUUCUUCAUGUACAAUGCCUUUGGAAAUCCAUAUGAGACGCUGCACGGACCUUUAGGCCUUUACCUGUGGAACCUGAUCAGCUGUCUGUGCAGCUGUCUCAUCCUAAUCCUCUAUGCAUCUGAGGUCAAACUGCAUCACCUAUCUGAGAAGAUCACUAACUACAAAGAGGGCACUUUUGUCUACAAGACACACAGUGAGGCGUUCGACCGCACUUUCUGGCUCAUAUUCAUAGUCUUCCUUGUGCAUGGCCUUAACAUCCUUCUGAUCCGCCUAGCGGGCAUCCAGUUUCCCUUCCAGGAGGCCAAAGAGUCAGAUGCCAGCACGGGUGCAGCUGAUCUCAUGUACUGACCAGACCAACUCUAUUGUCCAUUAACCACCCCCUGGAUGUGAUAUCCUACAACGGCUAUUAGCCUCGCGUCUUGCACCAUCUGUUGUUCUGAUUUGUUUACAGCUGAAUAGA